Molecule: messenger RNA, 1537 nt
Organism: Camellia sinensis
Lineage: Eukaryota; Viridiplantae; Streptophyta; Magnoliopsida; Ericales; Theaceae
Product: putative cyclin-D6-1
Source: RefSeq, a predicted model, not a curated record
GAGAGAGAGAGGGUAAAGAGAGAACCGAGGAGUGAAGCUGAAGUUUAUCUACGGCCUCUUUUUAAAGAAGACAGCGAACUCUCACCUUUUACCUUCUUUCCCAUUUAUUAGUUUCUGUCUCUCACUGUCUCUCUCUUCUCUCUCCUUUUAACAAUGAGUUUCGUGUACUCCAUUUUCUCCACUCUCCUCAUCUAAUCCUCUUUUGCUUCACUUACUCAUCAAUGGAUUUCGAUCUCGAAAACCCACUCUCAACCUUCUCCGACUCAAUUUCAUCUCUUUUCCACGUUGAAUCCGAUCACAUGCCCUCCCAGAACUACUCUCAAUCCCUCCUCAAAUCCACAGAUUUCGACCUCUCUGUUCGCAGUCAAGCUGUGUCUCUAAUCUUACAUUUCUCUUGCAACUUCGAUCCUUUUCUCUCCUACCUCGCCAUCAAUUACCUCGAUCGCUUCCUCUCCACCCAAUGCGUAUCGCUUGGGAAGCCAUGGGUUGUGAGGCUUCUUGCUGUUUCUUGCGUUUCUUUGGGUUUGAAGAUGAGAGAAACAGAGUGCUCUGUCAUUGAUAUUCAGCAUGAUGGAGGUUUCAUAUUUGAUACCCAAACAAUUCAGCGAAUGGAGAUGUUAAUUCUCGGAGCUCUUCAAUGGCGAAUGCGCUCCGUAACUCCCUUCUCUUUCAUCAAUUUCUUCAUUUCUUUGUUCAAAUUCAAAGACUCACCGUUGAUUCAAGCUCUUAAAGCUCGAGCCACUGAAAUCAUCUUCAAAGCACAAAAUGACAUCAUGAUGUUAGAGUUCAGGCCAUCGAUAAUUGCAGCAUCAGCCCUUCUCUCUGCUUCUCACGAACUAUUUCCAUUACAAUGUCCAAGCUUUCGGGUAGCAAUUUCAAACUGUUCAUAUGUAAAUAAGGAUGAGUUGUUUAACUGUUGCAAUUUAAUGCAAGACAUAGCAAUGGAUGGCUAUGAAUCCGUGCUCGAAUUAGCAUCGAGCUCAAGAACACCGGCCAAUGUGCUUGACCGGCAUUUCUCAAGCUCGAGCUCAAAUUCGGACAGCGAGAAGACCAACACCGCUGCUGAAGCUAUUACCAACACCACAACAACAGCUAGGCUAGAGAGAGACACAAAGCGUCAAAACAUUAGCAGUUUCAAAAAUGAUAACUCAUUUCAGCUUUCAGCUUUCCCAGAUUCAACAGUGCUGAGCUGAGAGAGAGAGAGAACAGCUAAGGCACAAUUGGCUGGAUCGAGAAGGACACUAGCUAGCUAGCUGAGCUUGAAAAGGUUGAGUCGUGACUAGUGAGUGAUACAGAUGGUAUAGUGGUUGUUGUUGGGCUUUUAUCUCAACCCCAGAAAAGAAAAUGGAGAGAGAGAGAGAGAGAGAGAGAGAGAGGAGAGAGAGAGAAAGUUUCUGAUGGACCAAACAAAGACAAAACAAACUUUGUAUUUCAUGGUCUUUGGCUUGUGUGUUUUGGUUGUUGGGUAUCUCUUUGUUUCUGGCGAGGGAAUAAUGAUAAUGAUAAAAACUGAAUAAUUUUCCUGGGAAAAUCAAAA